Molecule: messenger RNA, 2217 nt
Organism: Serpula lacrymans var. lacrymans S7.9
Lineage: Eukaryota; Fungi; Basidiomycota; Agaricomycetes; Boletales; Serpulaceae
Exons: 14
Coding region: 1-2217 (738 amino acids)
Source: RefSeq, a predicted model, not a curated record
AUGCUGGCUGGUGUUUUUAUACUUGCUCAAGACAUCAGGCCGCAACUGAGGUUUAUAUGGCAUUGUUUUAUUUGCCCGAUCGGCACUGCGGACCAAAGAACAAGGCUGGACAAGUUCUAUGAGGGCCAAGCGGAUGUCUACGAUGCCACCAGAAGUGGUCUGUUACGCGGCCGGAAUACGAUGCUCACUCUUGCAGCUGGUCAUAUCCGUACCAUGCGUAAGGAUAUCUCAAAACAGCGUCUCAUUUGGGUAGAUAUAGGAGGUGGAACUGGGCAUAAUAUUGAGCUCAUGGACAAACAUAUCCCAAUCAAGUCAUUCGAUGCCAUAUAUCUCGUCGAUCUUUGCGAACCAUUGCUCCAAGUGGCCCGUCAGCGGUUCUCCAAGAGAGGAUGGACCAAUAUCACGGUUCUAUGCCAAGAUGCCACGGAAUUCUCUUUACCAGAAUGGUCGGAUAGUAAUCCAAAAGGAAGUGUGGGCUUUGUGACACUCAGUUAUUCGUUGUCCAUGAUGCCCAACUUCUAUACGUUGUUAGAUCGCAUAGAUUAUGUUUUAUCCCCUGAAAACGGUUUACUUGGCGUCGUCGACUUUUAUACCUCUGGUAGACAGCCAUCAUUACACGAGAAGGCAAUUGGUGGAACAAGCAAAGAAUGUGGAUGGAUUAGUCGAUGGUUUUGGCAAAUUUGGUUCGACUUUGACCAUGUUUCUCUAUCUCCACAUCGCCGUGAUUAUCUGGAAUAUAAAUUUGGGACGAUCAAAUCAUACAACGGGCGGAAUCGCUUCGUGCUACCGUUUAUCGUUAGAAUUCCUUAUUAUAUCUGGCUUGGAAGAUCUCGCUCUUGUGACGUCUCACCAUUUUGCCAUGCCUUUGAGGUAGAAGGUGGCAAUAUGAUUGGGAACUGCUCUCCUACUCCCAAUGCAGUAGUCAAAGAAAGCGAAAUGGUACCUCCAUUGGAAAUUGGCGACCCAAUGUUACCUGUCCCUGUCGAGCCCUCUAAUGCUGCUGCCACUGUUAUCGACAUUACACCACCAUUAAGUUCUUUCCAUUAUCAAGUAGGCAAACCUUGGAGGUUGCCUUACUAUGAGCAACCGGUACACAAGGAUUUCAGAACGUUCAUAUAUUCCUUCACUUGGGAAGAUCCAGUAGUAGACUUGAAACACCUCGAUCUGAGCACAGACGACUCCAUGCUUGUCAUCACAUCUGCGGGGGAUAAUGCCUUGCACUAUGCCAUAGCAGCUCAGCCCAAGCGAAUCCACUGUGUGGAUAUGAACCCCUGCCAAGGUCACCUUUUAGAGUUGAAACUCGCUUCUAUUCAGAGUCUAGAGUAUAAGGACUUCUUCGACAUGUUUGGAAGUGGCUGCCAUCCCCAAUUCCGUGGGCUUCUCGACUCCAAGAUUUCUCCAUUUCUAUCAUCUGCCGCGUACCAAUUUUGGCACAUCAAUGACAACGCGUUUUCUUCUGCGUUCUACCUCAAUGGAUACAGCGGCUGGGCCCUUCGUCUCGCACAGUAUAUCUUCUCAUUUGUCGGGGUUUCUCAGGACGUAGAGGCCCUCUGCAGUGCCGAGAGCAUACCAGAGCAAGAAAAGAUAUGGAAGGAGAAGCUGCGUCCUGUGUUGUUAAAUCCGAUCGUGGUUGCGCUCCUCAAAAAUCCCAUAUUCUGCUGGAACGCUUUAGGCGUUCCCCUCAAUCAACGCCGAAUGCUUCUAGAAGAGGGCACCAUAUACGAGUUUGUCAGGGAUACUUUCGACCCUCUGCCGUCCACUUAUUCGUUCAAGGAUGGUGCUUAUUUUUACCUACUCGCUUUAUUAGGACACUACACCAGAUCGUCUUGCCCUGAAUAUCUUACUCAGUCCGGAUUCGAUGCACUGAAGUCAGACAAUGGGAAGGCAAUGGAAGCAUUCCGGUUGCACACCGAUUCGAUUGUCAAUGUGCUACGGGGUUUGACUACAUGGUCCCUCACCCGUGCGGUGAUUAUGGACCACCUCGACUGGUUUACCCCUGGAUCAAAAGACGUCGAUGAUGAGAUUGAUGAGUUCUACCGAGUUCUUGCUCCAGGAGGGUUUGUGCUAUGGCGUUCUGCGGCAAGGAAACCAUGGUAUAAUGAAGUUUUCGAGAAAAAAGGGUUCAAACUAACUGCAUUAGGGGUAAGAUCGGGUCCGGAAGUCCCUCUUGACAGAGUCAAUAUGUAUGCCUCUUUCUGGAAAGCAGUGAAGACCUAA